AUUAUUCAUUAAUCAUACAUUUUCCUCUCUAAAGAUUAUGCUGCUUUCAGUCAUCACCUAAAUAAUAAAUAAUCAAUAAACUCUAGAAAGUCUUAUCAUAAAAUCUUAAUCUGAUGAACAUCUUAGUUGAUGGUUUAGUUAUAAAUCCAAAAACAAAGAAAAUGAGGCCAUGUUGUGAAGAAGUCACAUUACAGAAGAAAAAUGGCAGGUCCUGAAUGCUGCUCAAACGCACCAAUCCUCAACCCAAACUCAGGGGUAGGCCAUGUUGAAAAACUCGGCGGUCUAAACACCUAUGUCACUGGUCCCUCCGACUCCAACUUUGCCAUUCUUAUGGUUUCUGAAGUUUUUGGUACCUUAAAACUCUCCCCCCUUCUUAGAACUUGGGUUAUCAUUUAUCAUCAUCAUUCCUUAUUCUAUGAUGUACUACUGUGUUUACUUUUAUUCAUGAAUUUAUGGUCAACUUAUUCUGCAGGAUUUGAAGCUCCGAAUCUAAGAAAACUUGCAGACAAGGUUGCAGCUGCGGGGUACUAUGUAGUGGUUCCUGAUUUUUUAUACGGAGAUCCUUUUACUUCUGAGAAUGCUAACAGACCUCUACCUGUUUGGCUGAAAGAUCAUCUACCUAAUGAAGCUUUUGAAGAUGCAAAACCAGUAAUUGAAGCUUUAAAACGCAAAGCCAAGACUGUGGUAGAACUUGCCAAGUCUAAAUUAAUCCAAGCUGCUAUACUACUACACCCAUCAUUUAUCACCUUGGAUGACAUCAAGGGAGUUAGCAUUCCAAUUGCAAUACUUGGAGCUGAGAUAGACCAAUAUUGUCCUCCCGAACUCCUCAGACAGUUUCAACAACUCCUAACUGCUGAACUUGGGGAUGAUAGUUAUGUAAAGUUGUUUCCAGAAGUUUCACAUGGUUGGACUAUCAGGUACAACAUUGAAGAUGCAAUGGCUGUACAAGCUGCAGAUGAGUCCCAUCGAAUUUUGCUAGAAUGGUUUGCCAAACAUGUAAAGUGAAAAUCAUUGUUUGAUCAAAAUCUUCUAUCUGAAAUAUAUGCAUCCUUUAUUGAGAUUGCUACCUGUGGUGAAAGACAUGCAUUGUUUGACAAUAAAAGUGGACAAUAUAGAAUGUUCUUUUGAA
Messenger RNA from Vicia villosa (hairy vetch), 1129 nucleotides. Its product is annotated as endo-1,3;1,4-beta-D-glucanase-like. The record is from RefSeq and is a predicted model, not a curated record. Lineage: Eukaryota; Viridiplantae; Streptophyta; Magnoliopsida; Fabales; Fabaceae. Gene Ontology annotation, molecular function: hydrolase activity. Bases 202 to 1005 code for a protein of 267 amino acids. The transcript has 6 exons.